Myxocyprinus asiaticus (Chinese sucker) is the source of this 3336-nucleotide messenger RNA. Its product is annotated as gastrula zinc finger protein XlCGF57.1-like. The record is from RefSeq and is a predicted model, not a curated record. NCBI's taxonomy places the organism in Eukaryota, Metazoa, Chordata, Actinopteri, Cypriniformes, Catostomidae. The coding region runs from base 593 to 2338 and encodes 581 amino acids. Gene Ontology annotation, cellular component: nucleus. Gene Ontology annotation, molecular function: DNA-binding transcription activator activity, RNA polymerase II-specific; RNA polymerase II cis-regulatory region sequence-specific DNA binding. The transcript has 2 exons. Gene Ontology annotation, biological process: regulation of transcription by RNA polymerase II.
ACAAAAAAUGAUCUGUUUUGCCAUUAUGACCAUCAUUAUGUUUGGAGGAAAAAGGGUGAGGCUUGCAAGCCAAAGAACACCAUCCCAACCGUGAAGCAUGGGGGUGGCAGCAUCAUGUCGUGGUGGUGCUUUGCUGCAGGAGGGACUGGUGCACUUCACAAAAUUGAUGGCAUCAUGAGGAUGGAAAUUUAUGUGGAUAUAUUGAAGCAAUAUCCCAAGACAUCAGCCAGGAAGUUAAAGCUUGGUCGCAAAUGGGUCUUCCAAAUGGACAAUAACCCCAAACAUACCUCCAAAGUUGUGGCAAAAUGGUUUAAUGGACUUAUGAGCUUGACGCAAGUCUUCCUCAAGAAAACACUGGGGAAGCAUGAUCUGCUCCACCCUAUUCCAGUCCUUGUCGCUGGACACUCCAGAGGUCAUGACUUACACAUCAACAACACUCCAUCAUGCCGAUAAACCCCCUCUGCUACACCUGAACCUUCUGUCCAAAAAUCUGCUGUUUCCCUAAGAGAUGCCAACCCAGGAUCCUGUUUCUGGGCCUCGAUAACAGCAUCCCGGCUAAACUGCUUACAGCCCCGCUCACCAAAUAGAUGUGAUGGAAUUGAAAGAGGAAAGUAAAGAACUGAAUGAAGUGGAGGAGAAAAAUAAUUAUCGGGAUCCACAUUUUACAACUAGAGAUUUUUCUUUUAGCUGCUCACAGACAGAAAUGUAUUCCUCGCAAAAUACAACAGGAGCCAGAAAUUAUUUCACCUGCCCUCAGUGUGAUAAGAUUUUCAAGAGGAAAGUAAACCUCAAGGUGCACAUUAGAAUUCACACUGGAGACAAGUCUUUUACGUGCUCUCAAUGUGGAAAGAGUUUCUGCAGUAAAGGAAGCCUGGGUAAGCACAUGAUAAUUCACACUGGAGAGAAGCCAUUCACCUGCUCUCACUGUGGGAAGAAAUUCAGAUAUCAAGGAGAACUUGGAAUGCACAUGAGAAUUCACACUGGAGACAAGCCUUUUAAAUGCUCUCAAUGUGGAAAGAGUUUCUGCAGUAAAGGAAGCCUGGGUAAGCACAUGAUAAUUCACACUGGAGAGAAGCCUUUCACCUGCUGUCAGUGUGGAAAGACUUUCAAUACUAAAGGCAGCCAUGAUGUGCACAUGAAAAUUCACACUGGAGAGAAACGUUUUACAUGCAUGCAGUGUAGGAGGAGUUUCCCAUAUCAAGCAUACCUUAAAAGGCACAUGAGAACUCACACUGGAGAGAAGCCUUUCACCUGCCCUCAGUGUAGAAAAUGUUUUACAGAGAAAACAACCUUUACAAAUCACAUGCGAAUUCACACUGGAGAGAAGCCGUUUAGAUGCAAUCUGUGUUGGACGAGUUUCAGAUGUAAACAGGGACUUACCAUGCACAUGAGAACUCACACUGGAGAGAAGCCUUUUACAUGCUCUCAAUGUGGAAAGAGUUUCUGCAGGAAAGGAAGCCUUGGUAAGCACAUGAUAAUUCAUACUGGAGAGAAGCCUUUCACCUGCUCUCAGUGUGGAAAGAGUUUCAAUACUAAAGGCAGCCAUGAUGUGCACAUGAAAAUUCACACUGGAGAGAGACCUUUUACAUGCAUGGAGUGCGGGAAGAGUUUCCCUUAUCAAGCACCCCUUAAAAGGCACAUGAGAACUCACACUGGAGAGAAGCCUUUCACCUGCCCUGACUGUAGAAAAAGUUUUACAGAGAAAACAACCUUAACAAGUCACAUGCGAAUUCACACUGGAGAGAAGCCAUUUAGAUGCAGUCGGUGUUGGAUGAGUUUCAGACGUAAACAUGGACUUACCAUGCACAUGAGAACUCACACUGGAGAGAAGCCUUAUGUAUGCAAUCAGUGUGAAAAGAGUUUCAUAACUAAAUAUCAUCUUGAAAAUCACAUGAGAGUUCACACUGGAGAGAAACCAUUUACAUGCAUCCAGUGUGGAAAGAGUUUCAAAACUAAAUGGCAUCUUUGUAUUCACAUUAGAAUUCACACUGGAGAGAAGCCUUACACAUGCCUCCAGUGUGGGAACAGUUUUGCACGUAAAAACAGCUUUAAGACUCACAUGAGAUUUCACACUGGAGAAAACCUUUUCAGGUGUCAUCAGUGUGACACACAUUUUACUUCUGCAACAGCCCUAAAAAUGCACCUGAAAAUUCAUGAAAAUGAGAGGCAGUACUUGAGUUCUCCUGCAGGAAAGCAUUUUAAAAAGAAGCAGAAAAAACAUGCUGCUGUGAGAGCUCACGUUUGCUUAGACUGUGGAAAGGCCUUUUCUAGAAAAACUAAUUUGGAACAGCACCAAAGGAUCCAUACAGGUGAAAGAACAUUCAGUGCAAGUGCUUAAUAUGUGGAAAGAGUUUCACAUGUUCCGGAAUCCUGAAAGUACACGAGCGUGGAUACUGGAGUGAGGCCAUGCACUUCAUGUGGAAAGAGUUUCAACCAAUCCUAUACUCUAAAGAUUCAUAGAAAGGAUUAUUAUUAUUAUAGUUUUCAUUGAUAUGAAAUUCAGAAGAAAAAAAGAUGGCAUUUUUCACUAAAAAGCAGUAAUAAUCUAAGAGGGUAAUUUGCUAUAUUGCAUUACCUGUAGUAAUCAAUGAGCUUUAAUUGAGCAUGUUUACAUGGAGGUUCUUACACCGAUUAUGCUUAAUAAGAAGACAACAUGUGUGAUCAUGUAAACGCAUGUAAAACGACUUUAUCAGGGUAAGGUCAUGAACGGUUUAAGAAUAAACCAAUCGACAUGGGUAGAUUUUUGCCUAUUAUCCUGAUGUUGCAUUGCAUAUAAACUCCUUAACUGGCAUGAGAACAACGUGAUUAUUUCAAAUCUCAUGUAAUCUGAUUUUGGGGAAUAACUAAUACCUUAUUGGUGCACAUGUAAACAAGCUCGGUGUAAGGGUUUGUAGGACGUUUGUAGUGGUUUAAUCAAACGUGUUAAACAAAGGAUCUAAUUUGAGUUUUUAAAAGCAAGCUGUGUGUCUGCGACUUAGAGGGAGCAGAUACACAUAUGUUUUACUUCAUUUUUUUAUUACUUUCAUAUUUUAUUAAUGUUAACUAAAAUCCAUUAAUUUUUACUUAAUACUUAUCAUAUUAAAUUCUUUUACUACUACUGUUUAAUCUUAUGUUGUAUGCUGCAUUGUCUUCAUAAAUUAGAGAUAUGGAAAUGUGUUCAUUUCAAGUUCUUUAAUGUCACCGGAUGAUGUUGAAAUACAGUAAUUUUUCAUUGUCUUUCCUUGGUAUAAUAACAUUUGUUGAAUUUGUGCCAGUCAGACAAAGUCACCAUUGAAAAAGACACAACUAAGAUUAUUCAAUAAACUGCACAUUUUACCACUACUUUGUCUCCUGCCU